Molecule: messenger RNA, 1140 nt
Organism: Chelonus insularis
Lineage: Eukaryota; Metazoa; Arthropoda; Insecta; Hymenoptera; Braconidae
Exons: 6
Coding region: 137-601 (154 amino acids)
Molecular function (GO): odorant binding
Source: RefSeq, a predicted model, not a curated record
GUCAUUGUGUUAUCACAAUCUACUCAUUGACACGGGCUAUUUAAUAACUGCAAUGCAAUGAUGAAGCCAGUCGUACUUGAUACAUUCAAGAAUAAACAACUCGAUACAUUUGUUGUAUUAUCAACGGAUUCUCACAAUGAAAAACGUGUUGGUUACUGUGUUUAUCAUUGGUUUAUUUACUACUGCAUUUUCUGGUUCGAUUAAAGAAGAUCUUACUAUCGUGCGUACUUGUAAUAUGACUGACCCUGUGGAUAUAAACAUAUUGAAUGAUUACUUGAUUUAUCACAAUCCAAAUCAUUUGAAUCCUAAACAGCGUCAAGAACUUUCUUGUUUUCUAUUGUGUGUCUACAGCGAAUUCAAUUGGAUGGAUCGUCAUGGUGGAUUCAAAGUUAAUAAUAUCAAGUCUUGGAUGCGGAAAACAGAACUAUCAGAACAUGAUAUCGAUAAUUUAAUAAGAAAAUGCAUCACCCCAGAAUUUACAGAUCCUUGCACACGAGCACAAUAUUUCACAGAAUGUUUCUGGGCAAAUUAUCAAGGAUCGUUGAAGAGUAGACAUCAUCAUUCUCUCCACUCAAUUAUCCACAAAAAUAACUUUAAGUAACGAUUCAUAAUUAUCAGUUAAUUAACAAGUAGUUAUUGAAAAUAAUUCUUCACCAGAACCAUGGGAAAUUCUUCGAUAUGUUGAAUCUUAAAUUCUCUCUUGUUUGACGAUAACUUCUAGACGAAUCACAACGAUACAUCUUGCGGAUUUUUCGGAUGUCCAACUUACUGAAACCUUCUCUUUGUCCAAGUGUAGGUUUUGAUCGACCUUGGAGCAUAUCAAAAAAAUCCAGGAAUCCCUUAUUUUCCUGCAAAAAUAAAUUUAAUUAUUUUACAUUUUGAUAAAGGAAUUUGUUUUUUCAAGUUCGAAAACAGUACAUAUUAAAGCAUACUUUAGGAAUAAUUGUAGGACGUCCGUUAGCAGAAAAAGCAUUGCUAGAAUAAUGCAUAACACUUCCAUAGUCAUAUUUAACUCCAAAAGGGUCUGUUGUGCCCGCUGCAGCUUUUUUAAAGUUAAUAUCACUACCUACAGAUGAAAAGAAUGUGAAGAAAAUUAUAAACAUAAUUUUAAAGUAAAUAAAGUUACUUGAAAUAAUUAAA